AUGGCGGCGCGUCCCAAUAUGGACCAGGCGCAGCCUGGAGACACUCUCCUGGUCAUCCACGAGUUCAACGCGCGCAGCCCCGACGAAUUGAGCCUCAAGCGCGGCGACCGCAUCGAGCUCAUCGAGCGCGACGACGACUUUGGCGAUGGCUGGUUCCUGGGCCGCCACCUGCAGAACGGGCAAACCGGCCUGUUCCCAGAGGUCUACACACAACUGGCCCCGCGGCCAACAUUUUCCUCUGUCCUAAAUAAUCGCCCUGGCGUUGCCUACACUACCAGUCCCACAGCGACCACCGGCCCCUCGUUUGCGACUCUCGAUGCCGCCAGCGACCAACCGCAGUCAACGCCGCCACAGUCCGACUCUCCUGCCCCUAGCGCCACGGGUAUCCAGCGCUCUGCGACCGCCCCAAUGGCGCUCUCUGCGAUUGCCACCAUGAACAACGGCCAGCGGGCGCUUUCAGGAGAGCAGAGGAGCCCCGUCAUGAACGAGACCCUGAGUGUUAUCGACGAGCAUCUGACCGAUAUCAACACGCCGCGCGGGAGCAUGCUGCGCGACCUCCGCACCAACAACGAUAGUGGGAGCGAGUACAGCAGCCAUGUCGAGCACCGAUUGUCGUACAUCAACGGCCAGGAGACCGACGAGGAGGAGAAUGGAUUACACACUUUGCAUGAGAUCAGGCACUGGACGCCGCUCCACGUCGCCGAGUGGUUGGAGGACGUCGGAGUGGACAGGCGUCAUUGCGAAGUUUUUAAGGAACAGGAAAUAUCGGGUGAAGUCUUGCUGGGCAUGGAUCAGGCGUCGGUCUUCAUGAAAGAAUUCGAUCUCGGUCCCAUCGGGCCCCGUCUAAAGAUCUGGCAGAAGAUCAAAGCCCUCCAGCAAGAAGUAGCCGAAGCGGUGCGUAAUUCUCAGAGCAUACAGGACUAUUCGGGCUCGGAGCAGGGCUCGAACGCAGGAUCCAUUCGCCAUCGCAGCACGUCGAUUGGCACGGUCCUGCCUCGCAUUCCAAGUUUGAUGGAUUCCAAUGGUGCCAGGCCGUCGAGUCGACAGCAGGUAAACAGAGGAAGCUCGCAGCAAUCUGUACCCGGCACACCAGGUUCUCCCCUCAACGACACCAGACGCCCAUCUGCGGCGUCUGUGAGAGAGAUGAAUCACCACCGGAGGCAUUCUUCGGUCGAGUUUGCGAAUUUGCCCACAACACCAACCACUCCGAGCAAUGUUCACGUAACCCAAGCAACGCCGAACGCACAUAAAAAGCAGCCAUCCUUUGAUCGGAACUGGAAAAUGGGAGACGCCAAUGGGAGGCCAGCGUCCUCUGCGCAAAUGCGGCCUGAAACUCCCACUGAAGGCAGUCCACGUGGCGCAGGUCUGAAUGUGGUAACGCCCGAUCUCGACCGCGGCUAUUUCUCAGGCGGAGAAGUUGAGAAUCGCAAACACAGAAAUGUCCUGCGCAAGGGUCACAGCCCAAGUCAUUCCCGGACGUCGAGCUCUGGCCAGGAUGGAAGGCGCCUGUCAGCGUUCAAACGUCACAGCAGAAUUGGUAGUAGCGACUCGAUGCGGGACACGACCGAACCUACCGCUCUGCUUUCCUCUUUCUACAGCCCUGGGACGAAACGCAGCCAGAGUGCGCGCACAGCCAGCGGACCUGAGUUGCGGAGCUCCCCUAAAGCCAUCAGCAAGGAACGAUCUGCAACUGUCACUAAACUGGAUUACGGGACGCCAAGUAUCGACGCCAUUGCUUCGUCGCCGAACCUGGCAGAGAGCGAGGAAACGACGGCAGGCGGCCGCGCCUCGCCGCCGCCAGCCAUUCAGCGGUACCCGAAGCCGCGUGCAACGGGUCUUCGAGCCAUUUCAGACGCUCUUGCUGGAACUCUGAGCGGGGCGAAGAACCUCCCUCCUGUCUCUCCCAACAAAGACUCUGCUAUGAACUCUCCAGCACGGACCGGAUCCAGCACGCCGUCACAGACUUCGAAGAGCUUUGACUCUGGAGAGGCACCACCGGAUGUCCUUCGCAGCGCAACGGGCAACUCGAUGACGUCCAGUACCGCUAGCAGCGGACCGAAGAAGAAGACAAAGAAGGAAACAAGUGCAUACCAGAGGGGCCUGGAGAACAAGCCGCCUUCAGAAACGAUACCGGGCUCUGACUACAACGGAUGGAUGAAGAAGCGAUCGUCGAAUAUGAUGACAACAUGGAAGACGAGGCUGUUCGUGCUCAAGGGCCGACGUCUGUCGUAUUACUAUUCGGAGUUCGACACGGCGGAGAAGGGUCUGAUCGAUAUUUCGGGUCACCGUGUGUUGCCAGCAAACAACGAACGUAUGACGGGCCUCCAUGCGAUGAUGACUGGGGCCAAGUCAUCACCAACGUCUCCUCAAAACGCGACCUUGACGACGUCAGCGCAAACGGAUGCGGCAAACGAGAUUGACCUCAAGGAAGACCCGUCGGGCAUGUUCAUCUUCAAGCUAGUGCCGCCUCGGGCUGGGUUGUCGAAAGCCGUCAAUUUCACCAAACCAACGGUGCAUUACUUCGCAGUGGAUAAUCUUCAACAGGGACGUCUCUGGAUGGCAGCGCUCAUGAAGGCAACAAUCGAUCGCGACGAAAGCAAAGAAGUCAUCAGCACAUACCAGCAGAAGACGAUCUCUCUCGCCAAGGCACGGGAGAUGCAGCAACGGCCCCCGGCGCUGAUGGGCGAGGACGAGGAUGAGGAGAACAUCAAUCCCGACAAGAUCGACGAAGAGGACGAGGAACGAGGCUUGGCUAUAUCUGGCCUGGAAGACGAGGGCGACUCGGCAGACGAUCCGAAGCGAUCAGGCAGUGUUGGGACUAGCGAGGCGGCAGCGGCAUCGGUGAAUAGCGAGGCUGCGAGUAAAGAGUGA
Molecule: messenger RNA, 2871 nt
Organism: Lasiodiplodia theobromae
Lineage: Eukaryota; Fungi; Ascomycota; Dothideomycetes; Botryosphaeriales; Botryosphaeriaceae
Product: Polarized growth protein
Exons: 3
Coding region: 1-2871 (956 amino acids)
Biological process (GO): actin cytoskeleton organization
Cellular component (GO): plasma membrane
Molecular function (GO): protein binding
Source: RefSeq, a predicted model, not a curated record